AUGGGGGAAACCAAGAAACAGAAACAGCUCCAUCUUGCGGGCUUCAUCUUCUCGGGUCGGGCGACACAAGCAUGGCGACAUCCCGAGAUCGACGCUCACCAGAGCCUCGACGUGGACUAUUACAUCGAGUAUGCCCAACUGGCGGAAAAAGCCAAGUUUGACACACUCUUCCUCGCGGACGGCGCGUCCUUACACCUCGAGGAUGUGGAGAAGCACUACUGGAGCAUCAGCACGUUUGAACCCGUCACACUGUUCUCGGCCAUUGCGGCGCGAACGAAACACAUCGGGCUCGUAUACACGGCCAGCGUGACGGACAACGAGCCGACCCACGUGGCGCGGCAACUGGCGUCUUUGGACCACAUCAGUCAUGGGAGAGCAGGGUGGAACGUGGUCACGACGCCCGGCCCAGGCACGGACAACCUGGGCAUCUCCAAGCAGGAGACGUUCGACAGUGCGGCCAAGUAUAAACGGGCCCGGUCGUUUCUGAACAUUGUGAGAGCCUUGUGUGAUAGCUUCGAGGAGGACGCGCUGGUGCGCGACAAGAAAACCGGCAUUUACGCCGACCUGUCGAAAAUCCACCCUCUCCACGUCGACGACGGGCUGUAUAAGAUCGACUCGCCUCUGCGCAUCGAGCGUCCUCCUCAGGGCCAUCCGGUCAUCGCGCAGGCAGGCACGUCGCCCGAAGGCGUGGCUUUUGGAGGCUCGUCGGCCGACUUGAUCUACUGCGCCAAUUACUCCAUCAAGGACGGCCAGGAGACGUUCCGGAAGCUCAAGGCCGCCGCGGUGGCAGCAGGCCGAAAGCCCGAGCAUUUGGUCAUCUUGACCGGCGUCGCCGUCAUCUGGGGCCCGACGCAAGAAGUGGCCGAACGGCGCUUGAAAGAACUCACCGAGCUCUGGCCCAUUGAAGCCGCAGUGCAGAAUCUCGGGAUCGAUUUCGGAGCCGCGAACCUCGACGACCCUUUCCCUGACCACUAUGACAUAGGCGGGAUCCGGUCCAGUGGCAGAGCAGCGGCCAUUGCAUCGUUCGCUCGAGACAACAAAUUGACCAUCCGCCAAACUGCCGAGCGCUGUUCCAUCGGUCUCGGCCACCGUCCUUUGGUGGGCACGACUCAGAGCAUAGCUGAUGAUUUGCAAGCCUGGCUGGAGGCCGAGGCUACAGACGGCUUUGCAGUGAUUCAGCCACGACUGAUCGAUGGACUGCGCGAUUUCACUGAGCAUAUUGUGCCGGAGCUGGUCCGCCGCGGUUUGUUUCGCACGGAAUACGAAGGCAAGACCCUUCGAGAGAACCUGGGGAUUCCCAAGCCAGAGAACAUUUAUUCCAGGAAGAAAGUGGCCAGUUAG
This is a messenger RNA of Capronia epimyces CBS 606.96, 1341 nucleotides long. RefSeq lists its product as uncharacterized. Bases 1 to 1341 code for a protein of 446 amino acids. The transcript has a single exon. Gene Ontology annotation, molecular function: monooxygenase activity; oxidoreductase activity, acting on paired donors, with incorporation or reduction of molecular oxygen. Lineage: Eukaryota; Fungi; Ascomycota; Eurotiomycetes; Chaetothyriales; Herpotrichiellaceae. The record is from RefSeq and is a predicted model, not a curated record.